AUGGAGUGCAGACUGCUACUAUCAGCGUACCACACCCCAUUCUGUCGCCCUCGUAAAAUCUGUACUAAACCAAGAAUAGCUGGCGUUGGAACGGAGAUCUCCCCGACCUCUCUCAGCAGCAACCCUUUGCGACGCCGCAGUAAGCUCUUCAGCAGCAAACUUGUUGACUCAGCCUUGGCUGUCUCCUUCGACCAACAUGUCCUUGGGGGGUAUAGAUUCCUCAUGCGACAUUACCGCGCCGGAUCCCAGAUCUAUAUUUUCGGGUUUUCCCGAGGAGCAUACACGGCUCGCUUUUUGAACGAGAUGCUGGACCACGCUGGGCUGCUGUCCGCCGAUAACGAAGAGAUGAUUCCCUUCAUCUGGGAGGCAUUUUCGUCCUACAAAUUGACGGUCGGAGCUACAAACUUACUCGAAAGGAAGGAAACUGAGAAAGCAUUGAACUUCCUGAAGGCCUGCAGAGAAACAGUUUGUCGCGAAGUAGACCGGGUUCACUUCCUAGGUUUAUUCGAUACUGUCAACAGCACAGCCGAAUUCCAGGUCAACGCGGAGGUGAAGCCGAAUUCUGAAAUAAUCAGACAUGCAUUGAGUAUCGACGAACGCAGGGUCAAGUUCUACCCGGUCCUAAUAGAGCCCAAAAAGGAGUACCAAUUCAAGCCCCAUCGGCGCCUAUGGCCAUGGGGUUAUAGAGGCUCAAGAACUUGUGGCGGAGACAGCGAUUCAGGUAAGCAAGAUAUUCAGGAAGUGUGGUUCCCCGGUUGCCAUGCAGACGUUGGUGGAGGUUGGGACUUCGCUAAAGACGAAGAUUGGAGACUGUCGCAUGGGCCACUUGUUUGGAUGGUGUAUGAGGCUCAGCAGGCCGGGCUUCAUUUCGAUAAAGAAAAGCUCGAUAAGCUCAUGAACAGCGAGAGGCAAGGGAAAGCAGGUUCCGUGACUGGAGAUAGCGAAAAACUAGCUCGGGACAGUCCAGGGGAUCUUGUCAAGUCCCUUCACCUUUCGAGCACAAAAGGCGUACUGCAUGAUAAUCUUCAACCGGGCGAGGGCAUUUCAAGCAAAUCAACUCGCUUUUGGUUUAUAAUGGAGCAUAUACCGUUUCGGCGCAUGGUGCUACAGCUCGAUGGCUCGUGGAAAGCCACUCGGUGGCCACUACAUCGGGGAAGGAGCAGAGACGUUCCGAAAUAUGCGCAGAUCCACGUUUCUGCCAUUGAACGGAUGAAAGCUGACACAGCCUACCGACCAAUGAAUAUUAUUCUGGAGGGGCCAGCAGAUAGGAAGGGUAAAGUCUGUGCCCAAUUUGAGAUCGAGGAGUGGAAAGUCUGGUGUCAUAAAGGCGAUCGUGUGCGAGAGGUGUAUGUUCGGGGAAAGCCUAGUGUAUAA
Molecule: messenger RNA, 1374 nt
Organism: Aspergillus pseudonomiae
Lineage: Eukaryota; Fungi; Ascomycota; Eurotiomycetes; Eurotiales; Aspergillaceae
Product: T6SS phospholipase effector Tle1-like catalytic domain-containing protein
Exons: 1
Coding region: 1-1374 (457 amino acids)
Source: RefSeq, a predicted model, not a curated record